AUGGUUUACACGCCGCCGAACUCAGAUGAGCGCGAUGCAGAGGUUAAUCUCCGCCUUGCCGAGAAGGACCCUGAAUCCCCGACCAUGGAGAAGUACGACCCUGAUUUGAGCAAGUCCGAGGAGCCAACCGAGACGCCAGCAAGUCGCAAUGUGCGCUUUUUGAUAUGGACGAUUUUAAAUGUCACCUCUACCGUCGGCAUUGUAUUCACAAACAAAUCGAUCAUGUCCGAUCCCUCCUUCAAAAACCGCCAAGUCUCGCUCGCUUGCUACCACUUUUUCAUAACCGGUGCUGCGCUUUGGAUUGCUUCGACUCGGUUCUUCGGCGUCUUUGUCGCGAAACAGGUCGGCCUUACGCAAAUGACCCCAAUUGCCGCCGCUAUGGCCAUCCAAGUUGUUCUUCAGAACCUAUCACUCGCAAAUUCCUCCGUCAUGUUCCACCAGCUUGCGCGCCUUCUUUUGACACCCGCUGUCGCGCUGUUGAACUACAUCCUCUUCCGAAUCAAGACUCCCCGCGCCGCGCUCAUGCCAUUGGUCUUGUUGUGCUCUGGGGUCGGAGUCGUCACAUACUACGAUUCGCUUCCGUCGGCGGAUAAUGGGAGCACUACCUCAACCCAGGGCGUGAUUUUCGCGCUGACCGCAGUCUGUGCCAGCUCGAUUUACACCGUCUGGAUUGGGCAAUACCAUAAACGGUUCGAAUUGAGCAGCAUGCAGCUGCUUCUGAACCAAGCACCUAUUAGUGCAUUCUUGCUCCUGUGCGCUAUACCAUGGACGGAGACGACUCCUGCCGUGUCGGCUGUGCCGACGUCUAUGUGGAGUAUGGUUUUACUGAGCGGGCUUCUCGCGUGCAUGGUGAACCUCUCCCAGUUCUAUAUUGUUGACGCUGCGGGCGCAGUCAGUGGCGCGGUCAUUGGGCAGCUCAAAACCUGCAUCAUUGUAGGGCUGGGCUGGGCGUGGAACAACCAUGCUGUCCCGCGCCAGAGCGUCAUGGGGAUUUUCAUCGCGUUGACCGGGAUGAGCAUAUGA
Aspergillus mulundensis is the source of this 1023-nucleotide messenger RNA. RefSeq lists its product as uncharacterized. The coding region runs from base 1 to 1023 and encodes 340 amino acids. The transcript has 4 exons. Gene Ontology annotation, cellular component: Golgi apparatus; membrane. Gene Ontology annotation, molecular function: antiporter activity. Lineage: Eukaryota; Fungi; Ascomycota; Eurotiomycetes; Eurotiales; Aspergillaceae. The record is from RefSeq and is a predicted model, not a curated record.